AUUGAUGAUGAUAGUGGAGGUGUAGUUAGAAAGUUUUUUAGUGUAAUUUUCAUUUCCAAACUAAAUGCCCUUUGUUCCCGUACUCUGGUGGUGCUUAUCGCGCCAAACGGUCUCAUCAGUUCCAUAGCCAAUUGAUGCUUGUCUUGCAUUCAAGCUCGCCACCUCUAAGCUCGCAGUGAUCAGCAAGGUCGUCGUGACUGUCAAGUUCAUCGCCCACCCGUGCGUUCUGCCUCCCCAUGGCCACAACCUAACUCUUUGUCAAAUUGCCAAGUUUGUAAGUUGUGGGACAGAAGGAGCCUGUUCCAUUCAAAGCCCAGUUGACAGUUUCAUUGUUUUUGAGAGAGAAGAUGCUGCCAAGGGCAUUAUUGGCUAGAUUCAUUCAAAAAUCAUCCACCGUUUCUCCUUUCCAAUUCAAUCAACAGAGAGCAUUGCAUAGCAGGAAUAAGAAAGCAUUGGAAUUCAUUGCUAAAGGCUGGAAUGCUUUGAAGGAGGUUGAUAGAGUGAUAGAUUAUUGCGAGCUCAAUGAUAAGCGCCUCAUUCCUCUUCUCAGGACAGCUAAGGAGAAUUUUGAGCUUGCUUUGGAAGCUGAUAACACCAAUACCCAUGCUAGGUAUUGGUUGUCCAGAUUGCAUAUGAAGUACCAUGUUCCAGGAGCUAAUAAAGCUGUAGGUGCUGCAUUGUUGGUAGAAGCAGCAGAAAUGGGUGAUCCUGAUGCACAGUAUGCAUUGGGUUGUCAUUUAAGAGUUGAGAAUGAUUAUGUCCACUCUGAUCAACAAGCAUUUAAUUAUUUGGAGAAAGCUGUGGACCAGUUGCAUCCAGGUGCUCUAUACCUUUUGGGUGCUGUAUAUUUGACAGGCGACUGUGUCAAGAAAGAUAUUGCUUCUGCAUUGUGGUGUUUCCACAGAGCGUCUGAGAAGGGCCAUGCUGGGGCAGCUAUAGCAUGUGGAUCUCUUCUUCUUAAGGGUGUUGAGGUUCCAGAAUCGUUAACAAAGUUCAGUAAGAAGAGAGGUGCAGCAGCUCAUAGACGAGGGAAGAGUAAGGGAAGUGUUGCAAUUGACCCGGUAGAGAUGGCAAGAGAAAAGUUUGAAAUAGCUGCAAAAGCUGGGUGUGAGCUUGGAUUCAAAUGGCUGGCAAGGUUGGAGGAGGAAGAGAGACGGGUACUCACAGAAGGACAUUGAGAUAAGAUUGAGAAGUGCGGUGCUUUUUUGUAGCAGAACCUCAUAUCAAUAUCAUUUAGCUUCUGAGUUAUCGAUGAAAAGCAAUGGAUUAGUGAUAUUUUAGCAAGAGCUAAGCUCAAAAGGUGCCAUUUCAUUAUAAAUGUGAAAAUUCCAAAAUGUGUCAUUUCAUAUUUCAAUGUUGGAAAAUCGAUCCUGAAAAUACCAGGUCGAGUCCCUGUAUCUUAGGGUACAUCUUAUAAUUACUACAAUAGAUUUGAUUGAUGGAUGCCUAAUGUGAGAAUGGUACUCAUUUUAAACUAUUUAGAAAAUAAGUAUGGGAAUCUGUUACAUUUUUAUCGGUAAGAAUUCAGAUAUUUUGAUGUUCCAA
Molecule: messenger RNA, 1545 nt
Organism: Vigna angularis (adzuki bean)
Lineage: Eukaryota; Viridiplantae; Streptophyta; Magnoliopsida; Fabales; Fabaceae
Exons: 9
Coding region: 348-1178 (276 amino acids)
Molecular function (GO): protein binding
Source: RefSeq, a predicted model, not a curated record